Molecule: messenger RNA, 684 nt
Organism: Orycteropus afer afer
Lineage: Eukaryota; Metazoa; Chordata; Mammalia; Tubulidentata; Orycteropodidae
Gene: CCDC159
Product: coiled-coil domain containing 159
Source: RefSeq, a predicted model, not a curated record
AUGGGAGAGUAUGAACAGGUGACAUCCUUGGAUACCAAGAGUUUCAAGGUCAAAGCCAAGUCCAACACAAUGACACCCGAAGCCCAGAAGCAACUGCGAUCCGAACUGGAGUCACUCAAGAGCCAGCUACAGGCUCAGACCAAGGCUUUCGAGUUCCUGAACCACUCGGUGACCAUGUUGGAGAAGGAAAGCUGCCUACAGCAAAUCAAGAUCCAACAGCUUGAAGAGGUGCUGAGCCCUGCGGGCUGCCAGGCACAAAAGGAGCUGAACAAAUGGGACCUGGAGCAGGGCCGGCAGGAGCUAUAUGGCGCCCUGGCCCAAGGCCUGCAGGGACUGCAGAAGACCCUGAAAGACAAUGAGGAGGUGCAGCAGGCCCGGACCAACCGCUGCCUGCAACUGCUGGCCCAGGAGAUCCAGAACAGUAAGAAGUUCCUGUGGGAAGAGCUGGAGCUGGUACGAGAGGAAGUGAUCUUAAUCUACCAGAAGCUCCAGACUCAGGAGGAGGAGAUCACAGAGAACCUGGCGAACAUCAAGAAGAUGCAGAAGAUGCAGGUGAAGUGUCGUAAGGUUCUGACCAAGAUGAAGCAACAGGGGCUUGAGGCCUGCAUGGAAUCUGAAGGGACGCCCAGAGGCAGCAGCUCCUGGAAGGAUGACCUCCACAAGGAGCUGAGUGACAUAUGGUGA